Messenger RNA from Fusarium verticillioides 7600, 1550 nucleotides. Its product is annotated as riboflavin synthase, alpha subunit. Gene Ontology annotation, biological process: riboflavin biosynthetic process. Gene Ontology annotation, molecular function: riboflavin synthase activity. The transcript has 2 exons. The record is from RefSeq and is a predicted model, not a curated record. Bases 558 to 1262 code for a protein of 234 amino acids. NCBI's taxonomy places the organism in Eukaryota, Fungi, Ascomycota, Sordariomycetes, Hypocreales, Nectriaceae.
CGACUUCUUCUUCCUCUCCAGGCAAAAGUUGACCAAUGGUGGCAAACGAAAUACAAUUUUCAUUUCAUGUGCUAGCCAGUUAAAGCAGGCUCUUCUGGCGUCUCGCCAUUUACACUCUAUCUUUCCCAUUUUUCAAAGCCAGGCACUUCUCUGAAGACUGAGGGGCAUAGAUGGACAGAAUGCCACCCCACCUUGUAACAUGGAAGUUUGGCAUGAGCCGUCAUUAGUAGGCAUAUUGGCAGAUUUAUUGAGCCGGAUGAUUAUACAAACGGGCUCCUAAGGAACUGAUUUACCACUCUGCUGAAUACAGUUUUACGAAAUCAAUGCUUGUGCGGUAAUAGAGUAUCAGAACCGAAGGCUGUCCCAGUAUUUCUUUCAGAGCCAGUGCGGGGCAUUCGCGGGCCGCGGGGCAGAGUGGAAUAGCAUCAGUACCCAUCCGACUCAUUAAGCAGCAUUUGUCAUUGCUUUCAUAUUACCUGUAGACUUUCCGACAGCUUCGAUAUAUGGUUCUGCCAAUUCAACAUCACUGACCCAAGCAUCAAAGCAUAUCUCUCAUCAUGUUUACCGGAAUUGUUGAAGAAGUGGGAGUUGUGUCCAACCUCAACACCAAUGACUCAACAGGAGGCACCUCUCUGACCAUUUCCAUUCCUCCUGGCUCAACGCUCCUCUCAGACUGCCAUGACGGUGACUCCAUUUCUGUCAACGGCGUCUGCCUUACAGUCACAUCCUUCACCCCCGAGGCUUUCACGAUUGGCGUUGCCCCCGAAACUCUACGCAUCACCAACUUGGGCGAUCUCAAGGAGGGCAGUAACGUCAACCUUGAGCGUGCUGUUAGGGCUGAUACCCGCAUGGGCGGCCACUUUGUUCAGGGUCACGUUGACACCACUGCGGAAAUCCUCUCUGUUGAGAAGGAUGGCAAUGCCUUGACCUUCCGGUUCCAACCAGCCCGCAAGGAUAUGCUACGCUACAUUGUAUACAAGGGGUUUAUCGCAAUCGAUGGCACAAGCUUGACUGUCACCAAGGUUAACGAUGACGAAGCAUGGUGGGAGGUUAUGCUGAUUGCGUACACCCAAGAGAGGGUUGUCGUGGCACAGAAGAAGAAGGGCGACACUGUCAAUGUUGAGGUUGAUAUGAUGGCCAAGUAUGCAGAGAAGUCUCUAGGCGGUGUUGUUGGCUCGGAACCGGGAGCUGCUGCCUCGUUUCCCUUUAUUGAGAAGAUCGUCGAGAGAAUCGUGGCCCAGGGAUUCGGCAGAAAGCCAUGAGCUUGAUAGAUUUAAUCAUUAAAGGUUUAUUCGUACUUCUCAUAAUCUUGGGUAUCACUAUGCUCAUGAAUCCUACUGGCUUGAUACCAUUGACACUUAAAUACAAUUGCCUUGAAAACACCGACCAUUCCAUCCUGUUGGUACCGUCUGCCUUUCACUAUAAUCAGAAUAUCUCUCUUUUCCAGUAUGCGUACACGUUAGCCUCAUCGCACAUAUACAAAAUUAUUAUGCGUCACCCCAGACUUCUGCAAUUUUGGUGCUCAAAGGCUUGGUAAACUUCUUUCGACC